AUGGAAGAAAAGAAGAGAGAUUCGUUUAGCAGAGAAACCGAAGGUCUUAGUUCUUAUGAACAACUCACUGCUCCUCUCUGCUCAGAAAUCUCCAAUGGAACCAUUUGUUGUGACAGAACCGGUUUGAGAUCAGACGUCUGUGUAAUGAAAGGCGAUAUUCGAACAAACUCUGCUUCUUCAUCACUCUUCCUCUUUACCUCCACCAAGAACAACAACAAUACAAAACCCGAAAAGAUCAAACCUUACACUAGAAAAUGGGAGACUAGUGUUAUGGACACUGUUCAAGAACUCAACCUCAUUACCAAAGAUUCAAACAAAUCUUCGGAUCGUGUCUGCGAUGUGUACCACGAUGUUCCUGCAGUGUUCUUCUCUACAGGUGGAUACACUGGAAACGUUUAUCACGAGUUUAACGAUGGGCUUAUCCCUUUGUUUAUAACUUCACAACGUUUCAACAAAAAGGUUGUGUUUGUGAUUGUUGAGUAUCAUGAUUGGUGGGAGAUGAAAUACGGUAAUAUCGUUUCGCAGCUCUCGGAUUAUCCGCUUGUCGAUUUCAGUGGCGAUUCAAGAACGCAUUGUUUCAAGGAAGCAACUGUUGGAUUGCGUAUUCACGAUGAGUUAACGGUGAAUUCUACACUGAUGAUUAAUGGUAAUGAGACCAUUGUUGAUUUCAGAAACGUUUUGGACCGAGCUUAUGCACCUCGUAUACAAAGCUUGGUUCAGGAGGAGGCGAAUGAGACAACAACAGUUGAUUUCAAGAAACCGAAACUGGUGAUUCUGUCAAGAAACGGGUCGAGGGCGAUACUAAAUGAGGAUCUUCUUGUCAAGCUAGCGGAAGAAACCGGGUUCAAUGUCGAGGUUCUAAGACCGGACAAAAGAACAGAGAUGGCUAAGAUUUAUCGGUCGAUGAACACGAGCGAUGUAAUGAUCGGUGUACAUGGAGCUGCAAUGACUCAUUUCCUUUUCUUGAAACCGAAAACCGUUUUCAUACAGAUAGUUCCGUUAGGGACCGAUUGGGCGGCAGAGACAUACUAUGGAGAACCGGCAAAGAAGCUAGGAUUGAAGUAUAUUGGAUACAAGAUUACGCCGAAAGAGAGCUCGUUAUACGAUGAAUAUGGUAAAGAUGAUCCUAUAAUCCGAGAUCCGGAUAGUCUCAACGAUAAAGGAUGGGAAUAUACGAAGAAAAUCUAUCUACAAGGACAGAACGUGAAGCUAGACUUGAGAAGAUUCAGAGAAACUUUAACUCGUUCCUAUGAUUUCUCAAUUAGAAGGAGAUUUAGAGAGGAAGUUCCUCGUUUGCUUGUUACAUAG
This is a messenger RNA of Arabis nemorensis, 1308 nucleotides long. The record is from the annotation of a GenBank genome assembly. NCBI's taxonomy places the organism in Eukaryota, Viridiplantae, Streptophyta, Magnoliopsida, Brassicales, Brassicaceae.